AUGGAAGAAUCUCAGACCAAUGACUCUUUUCAACUUGAACUUGAAGAUUUCAUUAGAAAGCAGAGGGCCCGAGGAGUACAUCCAAAUGUCUGCUUCAGAGAGAUGCCAGAGGAUUCUGUUCACCAAAAGAGAGGCAGCGUCAGCCAUGGAGCUCCACUGCUGGGGUCACCAUCCUGGUUCGAAGACGACUCCACAUCCUCUCCUUCCUAUAAAAGGCUGGCAGUGGAAAACCAGGCACCUUACAGCAGACAAAGACCGGAAUCUCAAAAACAUUGUCUGGAAAACCAGCCCAUCAGUCAAGACAGAAAGGGGAGGACGAGGAGCCAGGAGGAAGGAGGAGCCUCCAUUCAGGAGCCAGGGAUGCCAAAGGGGAAACGCUACGGAGUGAGGGGUUCAGACGGAGAAAACAGCCUCAGCAAACGGAAGGUCUCAGCAGAGCCAGGGGGUACACAGCUGUCGAAGCACAGAAAGAACCACCAUGACGGGAGAGACUCCACCAAAGGCGGACGCCGGUCCCGCCGAAAGAAGAAGGAACCUGAGGAGAGCGAUUUGUGGGAUGAAGCCAUCUUGGGCAGUCGCUACUGAUGUUUGCGCAUUUUGGGUCCCAAAAGUCAAUGUGUUGAUUCUCUUGGUAAGGAUGGAUUAAAUGACCUCAAAGCAAUUAGACGCCAGGCCAGCUGCUGUGGUCGGGUGGCCCAUCUACUCUACUGGUGUAGGAACUGUGAGUCUGCACAGGGAUGCUCUUCUGGGACUGGCAGUGACAGAGCCUUUAGUGUGCAAGGCCUUUGCUGACAGACACAGGGACUUUCAGUCACAAGCCUGAGUGCCAGGAGCUUUAGAAGCUGGCCAGUCCAGACCUAGGUGCUGAGGCUGGAGACU
This is a messenger RNA of Apodemus sylvaticus (European woodmouse), 879 nucleotides long. RefSeq names its product zinc finger matrin-type protein 1-like. The coding region runs from base 1 to 585 and encodes 194 amino acids. The transcript has a single exon. Lineage: Eukaryota; Metazoa; Chordata; Mammalia; Rodentia; Muridae. The record is from RefSeq and is a predicted model, not a curated record.